Botrytis fragariae is the source of this 411-nucleotide messenger RNA. RefSeq lists its product as uncharacterized. The record is from RefSeq and is a predicted model, not a curated record. NCBI's taxonomy places the organism in Eukaryota, Fungi, Ascomycota, Leotiomycetes, Helotiales, Sclerotiniaceae. The coding region runs from base 1 to 411 and encodes 136 amino acids. The transcript has 2 exons.
AUGCCUCAACCCAGUCAAGGAACUGGUAAGGAUCCAUCCCAAAGGAAACGUACGCGACUCGACCCCAUUGCCUCAAUGAAAAACAAAACCAAUGCUCCAGCAGUAAUAGCAGCCACUAAGGCUGAAAACGACGCCAAGAAAUCUGAAUUUGCAGGACUGCGUAAAGUGUUUGAAGUCGCAGAAGCGAACAUAAAAGCUGAUAUAAUAAAACAAGAGAGACAGAAGCUGAGAGAGAGAAUUGAAAAGAAUGUAGCUCAUGCGCGGGCGAAACAGAACAAGGAAGAAGAAGAGCUCAGGAAGGUGAAAACAGGUGCUUCUAGUGUAGGAAAGAAACGUCCGGAGAGAACGAGUAGUACUUCCAGUACAGAUAAGCCAAAGGGAAAGGGGACUGUGAAGAAGCAAGUUACGUAG